CGCAUCCGAUUGCAUUUCGCAGUGCGGAUAGGGCAGCGUCGGCUGCGGCGGCCCUCGAUCGGCAGCAGCCAUGGACGCCAGCGCCAGCGCCUCCUCCGACUCGGCGCCUACUUUGGCGCCGACUUUGGCGCCAACUCUGUGCAACAUAAUCGAGCAGCGGUCGCUCAAGUGGAUCUUCGUGGGCGGCAAGGGAGGCGUGGGUAAAACGACGUGCAGCUGUAGUCUGGCUGUACAGCUCAGUAAGCAGAGGGACAGUGUCCUGAUCAUCUCCACCGAUCCGGCCCACAACAUUUCGGACGCCUUCGACCAGAAGUUCUCCAAAGUACCCACCAGGGUGCGGGGAUACAGCAACUUGUACGCCAUGGAGAUCGACCCGAACCUGGGUGUCGCCGACCUCCCCGAGGAGCUCCUGGAAGAUGACUCCGUCCUGUGCCUGGGCAAGAGGAUGGUUCAGGAAGCGCUGAGCGCUUUCCCUGGCAUCGACGAGGCUAUGAGCUACGCUGAGGUCAUGAGGCUAGUGAAGGGGAUGAACUUCUCGGUGGUGGUGUUUGACACCGCACCCACAGGCCACACCCUCCGCCUGCUCAACUUCCCAGCGGUGGUGGAGCGUGGCCUGGGCAGGCUCAUGAAGAUCAAGAGCCAGAUCAGUCCGUUCAUAUCACAGAUGUGCACCAUGCUGGGUCUAGGCGACAUGAACGCUGAUCAGCUGGCAUCAAAACUGGAGGAGUCGCUACCGGUCAUCCGCUCAGUGAGCGAGCAGUUCAAAGAUCCUGAGCAGACGACGUUUGUCUGCGUCUGCAUUGCCGAGUUCCUGUCCCUGUACGAGACGGAGCGGCUGGUUCAGGAGCUGUCCAAGUGCCAGAUAGACACUCACAACAUCGUCGUCAACCAGCUGGUCACCCCGUGCCUGGCACAGCCGUGCAGGCUCUGCCAGGCGCGACACCGCAUACAGAGCAAGUACCUGGACCAGAUGGAGGAUCUGUACGAGGACUUCCACAUCGUUAAGCUGCCGCUGCUGCCACACGAAGUUCGUGGAGUGGAGAGAGUGGAGGCUUUCUCUUCCUUCCUGCUGGAUCCCUACACAGACUGAUAUCACCAUAACUACUACCACUACCACCACUACCAUCACUACCACCAUCACUAUGUAGAGAGUGGAGGCUUUCUCUUCCUUCUUGUUGGAUCCCUACACAGACUGAUACUACCACUACCAUCAUCAUCACUACCACCACUACCAUCACUAUCACUACCAUCACUACCAUCACCACCAUCACUACUACCAUCACUACUACCACCACUACCAUCACUACCACUAUCAUCACUACCACUAUCAUCAUCACUACCACCACUACCAUCACCACUACCACCACUACCAUCACCACUAUCACUACCACCAUCAUCACUACCACCACUACCACCACCACUAUGUAGAGAGUGGAGGCUUUCUCUUCCUUCCUGUUGGAUCCCUA
Messenger RNA from Petromyzon marinus (sea lamprey), 1466 nucleotides. Lineage: Eukaryota; Metazoa; Chordata; Hyperoartia; Petromyzontiformes; Petromyzontidae. The record is from RefSeq and is a predicted model, not a curated record.